UACGAGUAUGAUUAUUGGUAACCGUGUAGAAAAUGGUUAUAGCACUGAGUUAGAGGAACAAUCUGUUAAAUGUUAUAGACUAAAUUAGUGUUGAGAGAAUUUACAUCUUUCAUGUGGUGUCAGUUAGAGAGUUAACUGGUGAAGAAAUAAUGGCUUUUUUCUGUGGGUGUAUCAUAUAUAUCCAAAUGAACAACGUGUCAGCCUUUUAGCAUCUGAUAUGAUUAAUAAUAAAUCAAAAAACAUUUCACAAAACCUAAAUUCAGUCAAGACAUCCAAAACUGACCACUUAAUCACUAAAAUUGAAAAACAAACAAAACACGCAUCUUCUGAGUAUUGUACGACUUCUGGUGAAAAGUCAGCUCAUGUACAAUUGUCUUCACGUAUCCAAGAUGUUAAGUCUUCCCAGCAACAUUCAGAACAACUUUCAUCCUCCAAAUAUACUUGUCAUGAUGCCAGUAUUUCUAAAAUUGAAAAGCACUUGGCUGAGAAAAGCAGUGGAGGUUUAAAAGGUACACCAGUGUGCAAGCACCUCUACACUUCAGAACCAGUCAAUGCAGCAGAAAAGAGGAAUAAAAGUGGCAUAUCCCAUGCUGCUUGUCAUCUGCCUGGAAGUGUACGCCGAAUGCAGUUCAAAACAGACCACAGUUCAAGCCCAGCAAAAUACAGACCUUAUAAAGCAAUAGCUAAAAGAACUUUGGGGGAGCUGCCUUCUCCUGACAAGAAUCGAAAGGUAGCGCUCCCAAAAACGUUUUUUUCAAUUAAACCUAGUCAAAACUUGGAAAUGGCUGGCACACAGUGUCAAACUGUCAAACCAACUGCUGUGGAAAUCAAAAGUCAGCUAGUAACUAAUAAUGGCAGUGAUUUACAGGAAAAAGAAACUGAAAGCAAAGAAGAAUCAUCUGAUAAAGAUAAACGUAUUAAAAAUAAUCAGUCACUCAUUUCUCGAUUUUCAUUUACUAAGACUGUGAACAGGGAACCUAUUGUAGAUGAAAUUUUACUUAAAAGUAAUCUACCUGGAAAAGUUAGUGAUAGUUCCAAAUAUCAGGAUACUUCCAAUGGGAGUUCUGUCUGUGAUAAUUCUGAAAAUGAAACGGAGAAAAUUACAGUUGGUAGUCUACAAAAUACAAUAUUAUCUGAUUUUGAAAAAUCAAAUUGUAAAGAUAGGACAGAACAUCAGAAUGAUGUUAAGGUAGUAGAGGGUGGUUAUAGCAAGUAUGAAAGAGACAAUAAACUUGCUGCAAGUCCAACCCUCCAGCAAAAUCCAGGUUCAGAAAGUAUUAAUUCUAAAGAAGUGGUUCUUGAAAAAAAAGUUGGCCAAAACGAACUCAAUGCUGUUAGAUGUGAUGAAAACUUAGAGUUACCUACAGAAGAAGAUGAAGCAGUGAAGGCUAGAGAUACAUCCCCUGAUGGACGAUUUCUUAAGUUUGAGGAGGAGAUUGGACGUGGAUCUUUCAAAACUGUGUAUAAAGGAUUGGAUACUGCCACAGGAGUUGCUGUCGCCUGGUGCGAACUGCAGCAAGAAAGAUUGAACAAGAGUGAAAGACAGAGGUUUCGAGAAGAAGCUGAAAUGUUAAAGGGACUACAACAUCCUAAUAUUGUUCGUUUUUAUGACUACUGGGAAGUGAACUUGCCUAAGAAGAAAUAUUUGGUAUUAAUUACUGAGCUAAUGACAUCGGGAACUUUGAAAACGUACUUGCGUCGAUUUAAGAAGAUCAAUUUGAAAGUUCUGAAGUCUUGGUGUAAACAAAUCCUAAAAGGAUUGAACUUCCUCCAUUCUCGCUCUCCUCCUAUCAUCCAUCGUGACUUAAAAUGUGAUAACAUCUUUAUUACGGGGACUACAGGAUCUGUAAAAAUUGGAGACUUGGGACUUGCUACAUUGAAAAAUAGAUCAUAUGCAAAAAGUGUGAUAGGUACUCCAGAAUUCAUGGCACCAGAAAUGUAUGAAGAACAUUAUGAUGAAUCAGUAGAUGUGUAUGCCUUUGGAAUGUGUAUGCUGGAAAUGGCCACUUCUGAAUAUCCAUAUUCUGAAUGUAGUGGUCCUGCCCAAAUUUAUAAGAAGGUUACUAGUGGUAUUCCUCCUCAAAGUUUUGGUAAAGUUGAAAAUCCUGAGCUGCGAGGUAUUAUUAAUUGUUGUACUCGACUUUCAAAAGAAGAAAGGCCUACUGUGAAGGAACUGCUCCAGUUGGAUUUCUUCCAGGAGGAUCUCGGUGUGAAAGUUGAGUUUGUGAAUCGUGAGAAAAGCAUUUCCAGCACUGAUCAGAAAGUUGAAUUACGUUUAAGAGUUCUAGAUCCAAAGAAGAGAAAAGACAAACAUAAAGAAAAUGAGGCCAUUCAGUUUGAAUUUGACAUUGAAAAUGAUAAUCCCGAUGAAGUUGCCCAGGCUAUGCAAAUGACAGGGAUCAUCAUGGAGGAGGACAUGAGAAUUGUGGCUUUGGUAAUACGUAAUCAGAUAUCAUGUUUGAAAAGGGAACGACAGCAUCUUCAACAUUCCCAAUCAGAACAGAUGCAACAGGCUUCACAGCAGUCCCAACAAGGAACUUUUCAACAACAGACACAGCAGGUGCAACAAGGGCAUGGCCAACAACCUCAGCAACCACAGGUACAACAAGGGCAUGCUCAACAACCACAAGUACAAAUGGGACUUCCUCAACACACUCAGUUUCAACAAGGAUAUGCACAACAGUCACAAGUUCAAAAUAUACUUCCUCAACCACAGGUUCAAAAUGUUCUCCAACAACCUCAGGUUCAGAAUGUUCUUCCCCAUCAACCACAGGUUCAGAAUGUUCUUCCCCAACAACCACAGGUUCAGAAUGUUCUUCCCCAACAACCACACGUUCAGAAUGUUCUUCCCCAACAACCACAAGUUCAGAAUGUACUUUCUCAUCAACCACCAUUACAACCAGGUCAACCUCAGUUACCACAAAUGCAACAUGGGCUUCCUCAAAAAUAUGUGCAGCAAGGACUUCCUGAACAAUCAGUUAAGCAGCAGAGCCAGGCUCAACAUCCACAGUUACAACAGAUGUAUCCUCAACAGCUACAGAAUUUUCAAUCACAGAAACUUCAUACGAUUCAGUCCUCGAGUCAAUCAAAACAAUCUGAAGUUAACCAGCAGCAAAUUCAACAUCAGUCUCAGCAAACUCAGAUCCAGGAGCAUUCUGCUUCUUUACAACCAUCCCAGGACUUUGCUUCUAGCACCAGACUGCAAUCAACAACACAACUACAACAGUCAAAAAAUAAAGAAGGUUGUGAAAUAGAGACCUUGAAACAACAACAUAUCCAUGGAAACUCUGAAGAUUAUCUUUCAAGCAGAAUAACAUCACACGUAGAAACUCUUGCUGAUAGUCAUCCAGAUCGUACUUGCCAAGUUCCACCACCAGAAUGCUCUAAUGUAAAUGUAUCUUAUCCUCAUCAGGCUUAUGUGUACCAAGCACAACAGGAAACUUCACAGGCCUCUGUUACAGAUCAAGAAGUUUUCCAGAUUCAACCAAGUCAUGUUCCAUAUGAUGCUAGGAUCAUUGAUUGCUGUUCCAGUAAUGUGGACUCUGCAAGUGAACAGAGUGACAUCUCAUCUGACAUUUCUGUUAAACAUGCAGUACGAAAGAAACUUGGUAAGCGUAGACGGACCCAAGAUCGGGGUCCAAGACUUACUGUUUUGAGUGUUGAUGAGGAUAGUGUUGUGGAAUGCCUUUUAGAAUCAAUGAAGAAGACUGUCACUUUCAAGUUUGGUAUUGAAGAUGUUGUUCCAGAAGAAAUAUGUAACAAUCUGGUGAUGACUCAGUUACUUGCUGAACACCAUGCAGAUAUUUUUAUUGAUCAGAUUGAGGAGAUUGUGUCUCAGCUAAAAGAACAUCCAGACAAGAUUCCAGUUGUUCAUAUAGGUGAGGUCCAUGUUCCAACAUCCACAUCAAGUCCUGUAACAGGAAGACGUCCAGGACUAAGAGAGCAGCUGGAUUUGGACCACAUCAAGAAAUGCAGUUUUGAUAGUCAAGAUGGCAGUCUUCCUUCAACUCCUAAAGUAGAUGGUGAGAGGGAAUUCUGCCCAGCAUCAUGUGGAUCACCGGCACACAAGCCCCAUUUCCAGUCUGUCAUACCCUCCUCUCCGCAGGUUGAGCUAGGAACUCGUCAUUCUUUCCAUCCAACAGCAUCUGAAGGAAUUGUAGCUAGCCCACAAGCACCAGCCACUUCACUACCUCAGGCAGUUCAAGUGGGAUCAAGAUUUAUGGUCAGUCCUGUUGAAGAAUAUCGUUCGUUACAUGGUUCUACAACUCCACCAGUAUUAGCCAGUGGUCCUGUAGUUCAGGGAGAUGCAUCUGUUAAUGAAACGAGAAAAGUAGGUAAAUUAAUAGAUGCUGGUGACAAGCAAGUGCAUGGAACAAGCUUUACAGGUUUGCAAUCUCAAUACAGAACUCCAGAAAAUAUCACUACCAGUGAGGCCAGUACUCUGACAGAUGAUGGAUGUUCUACUCAGAGUGAGGUAGAUACAGACACAAGACAUCCAGAGCUUAGCACUAAUAAUCAUGCUGCUCAGCACCAAUCCCAGAAUCUGCCUCAUGUUCCUGACCUCAGUAGUCUACAGCAGAAACUAGCCGAGUUGACCUCGGUUGUGACUUGUAGUAGUUCUGCCACAUCGACAGUGGACAGUGAACUGGAAAGCAGGCAGAUGAUACCAUUAUCUUGUGUGUCAACCCAACAUAAUAUAACAUCCACACCAUGUGUGGAAUCGUCUCCAAGUACUAAUGUAGAAGUGGUUGCUGGAAAAUUGGCAGUAGAUACAGUGGAAUCACCUGUCACUAUGAUCACUUCAGAAGACAAUAUUUCAAUGAUUCAAAGUAAGGGUCCCGAGUCUGUUAAAGGCUGCUAUCAACCAGAGACAUUUCAAAUUAGUGGACAAUAUGUGCAGUCCGUUGUUGUUUGUGAAAGUGAUAUGACCACUAAUCAAGGAGGAAGUCAUAUAUCACAACCAGUACCACAGGAUGUUUCUGCAGUCAGUCAAAUUAGAGGUAAAAAAAUGCAGCCAGUAGUUCUCCCACAUGCUGUUGCCAUAAACAGCCAGCUUGGAAGUCAAGUAUCACAGCCAUCAGCUGUCACUCUCGUUUCUACUAUCAGCAAUCAGCUUGGAGGUCAACUACCACGAUCAGUAGCUGUUCCUCCCUCUACUACUAUCAACACUCAGCUUGGAGGUCAACUACCACAGUCAGCAGCUGUUCCUCCCUCUACUACUAUCAGCAGUCAACUUGGAGGUCAUCUACAGCAACCAGCCACUAUACUUCUCUCUUCCAAUCUAUGUGCAGAUAAACUAUCACAGCCAGGAGUUAUUCCUCACUCCACGACUAUCAUUGGACAACAAAUACCAGAGCCAGCUGUUGCCCCAGUGUUGGUUAAUAACACCUGUGAACUAUCACAGAACUCAGUUGAUCCUCAUUCCAGUGCUACUACCAGUCAUCUUGAAAAUCAAGUACCUCAAGUGUUGUUCCCUUCUACAGUUGUUACCACCAUACAGCUUGGAGAUCAGUUGCCACAGACAAUAGUUGUCUCUAAGUCUACUAUUACCAGUGCAGAUUUUGGAAAGCAAACUGUUCAACCAUUAAGUGUACCUCAGACGUUUUCUACUACAAAUCAGUUGGAAGGACAUGUAAUACAACUUAAAGUUGUACAGCCUACUGCUGACAUUGAUAAACUUAAACACCAGCUUAAAGAACAAGCAGUUAUUGUUACAUUGGGUGAUUAUGAGAAUCAAAUGGCAAAUUCAGUGGGUAUGAAAAAUACAAACAUUGUCUCUCAGUCUGCUCUUCACACAAAAGAAGUAAACCAUAUAGAGUCCCUUACAUCAGAUCAUUUAGUGGAUCAGAAAGAACUAUUAGUAGCAUCUACUGUUAAUAGUAGUCAAACGACUGUGCUGGGUGCUAAAACAGAACCCUACCAGCAGUCAAACAUCUCUCAUCAGACCUCUGUAGGAUCAAAGGAUGCACCAUCUACUAUAUCAAGUACUGCACAAGCUUGUGUUUUUAACUUGUAUAAUAAACCGCUGUCAGGAGCAAGUACAGUUGGUACUCAGUGCAUAACUAACAGUUCUGUAUCUGGUGAAAUGGGUACAGCAGGUGUUCAAUCAUUAGGAUUAUCAGUAGUGUGUUGUACAUUGACCUUUCCAAUUCCAUCCCAACCAACCUUUGUUAUAAGUACUGCUACAUCAGGUUCUUUUUUCUCAGAGACAGGCAUUGUUUCUCAGUCAUGUAUUGCUACAUCAGGACACCAAAUAAAGGAAAAAGAUUCACUUCCUUUUUCUUCCACAUUAGAUAAAGAUGCAGUACAUUCAUCUACCCCAGGGAUAGAAUCAAUGACUUUAAAUGCAGAAUUCCAACCUCCUUUGAAUUAUGGAGGAAACACAAGUACACCUUUGUUUGUAUCUGUCACUAGUGUUAUGUCCCAUUUACCUUCUGAUGCUAUAGAGACUGUGUCAUCACGUUCCAAAGCUCUUCCAUCCCUGUCUUCUCAUUCAGAUGCUGUGACACCCCGAAAACUAGCAGUGGCCACUAAUCUUGAAAAUUUAAAACUAGAACUUCAAAAAUUACAUAAUGUAACUAGUGCUUCUGCUGGUUUAACUGCUAACUUUGAACAAGGUUUGCAAGCUAUCUUUGCACAGACUGUACCAGCACAAACUAUCACUACACCAGCACAUUCCCAUCCCCAAGUGUUGUCCCAUGUCCAUUCUGAGAUAUCUGGAUCCCAGCAGAAUUCAGUUUUGGACAUCUUACCUAAGCUUCAUCAUCCUUUGUCAGGCCAGGUUCUUCCUCCACCCCACUCUCAGCCUCAAACCCCUGCUGCAGUCAUGGAAAUGGCAGAUGUCACUGAGUCCCACUCAUGCAAUAUCACACCUGGACAGCCAUCUCUUCUGAAACCUGAAUUCUUUCUUCCUGUUGCUUCUCUUGCCAACAGUGUAGUUUUUCCAUCUUUGCAGCUUCAAUCAGCUUCUGUCACUCAUGGUUUUCCAAGUCACAUUUUACAAAGCCCAUCUUCAAGUGUGUUAUGCACCACUUCAUGUGGAAAUCCAUUGUUUCAGCAAGCUUCAUCUACUGAGAUUCCUUCAGCUGUUGAUGUCACUUUGUCUUCUUCACCUGUCUCAUCUACUUGUAGUGUCAGUACCCAAAUGCAACCUCCUAGCUUCUCAUCCCAUCUCUUGCCAGGAAACACAGCUUCACAGCAAACUCUCACAAAGGGACAACAGACUAGUAGGUUUUCUCGGUUUUUAGUAACUCCAGUGAGAGAAGUACAUCAAGAUGAGCCUGAUUCCAUUUUUGAAAACACUUGUCUUUCUCUAGAACCAAAUGGUGAAUCAUUAAUGAAGAGUAGCUUUGAGGCAAAUGUAAAUGAAGCCACAAAGUAUCAAUUACAAGGCAGCAACUCAACCUCUGAAGGCUCCAAUCUAGCCUAUCAGUGUGGCCGUUUCAGUGUAAAACCAGUUAACCAAGAGAACCUCGCUGGCAUUCCUUUUCAACCAUCAGUUUGCAGUACUGAAAAUAGUGCCAGUUUCAAUCCAUUAUCUGUGGUAGCACCUGUCCAAGAUGAAGUUAGUCAGACUAGUCCAGAGGACCCUGACUGCAGAGGAGCUGGAACCUUCCCAGACACAAAAUUUCCUUUAAUUCACUUCCCAUUCAUUCGUGAACAUCGUUCUCAGAGUGACUCAGCUGUUUCCAGAGACUGUUUUCCAGUUUCAGUUAUCCCUAAAGUUACAGACAUAAUAUCAGAAAACAGUAAAUUCAAACAGCACACAGGUUUAAUAGGUUCUCCAGACACUUUUUCUGCCAGUCCAUAUAGGUCUGUUUUAUCAAGUAUUGAGCAUUUAGCAUGUGAUUCCCCAAGCUCAGAUAAUAGUAUCACAGGAACAUUGGGUGGUUAUGCAACUUUCCCUUCCAUAGAAACUGUGUACAACUUCAAGAAACACCAUACUGGAGAUAAUGUUCCCAGAACUUUAGAAAUGGCCCUGGCCAAAAUAAUGGGAAGCACCAGAAGUGGUCAUCCUCACCUAUAUAACUUACCCCCAAUCCUACAAAGUGAAGGUUUUGAGUCUCCUGUACCACCAAAAACAAAUGAUUUGCCAACUCACAUGACUUUCUCCCCUAUUCCCCAUGCACAUGAUAACCAUGUUGUACUAAAUCCUUUCCAUACUAAUUUAAAGUCACAUGCAUUACAAUUAAAAGAUGCUGAAACCCAAACUAACAAUGUCUUCUACAGAAAUGUUGCUGUCAAUACUCCAAGACAAAGAAGGAUCCAAAACAUAACUAACUUGCAUAAAACAAAAAGUGAGACAUCUCUUAAUUUUUUGGAAAAUAAUAGAGAAAUAAACUAUAUUAAAACUUCUGGGGUUAUCAGAUCUACUGUUACCCACCACCCUUUUAGCCUUAACAAAAAACUUGAAAACAUUCCUAGGGUCAGUAGUGUAUCAGAUUUGUCCAAGUUGUCCAAGAGUCCGAGUAUGAAUGAUGUGUCUACCCCAGCACGCAAGAAAAACAUGCUUGAACUUGGGCGCAGUGUUUCAUUGGGAAAGUUUUUGAGUGCUCUAGCAAAUGAUGACCGACAAGAUUCUGAUUUUGAGGAUGAUGACUCCAGUGACGAGUAUUUACACUUGUUAGAAAGACAAAAGAAAGAAAGGGAAGAAUUGAAGAAAAAGCACCAGCUUGAGUUAGCUGCCUUCAGACGUAUAAGAAGUAGGCCUUCAAGUGCAGAUGGUCACAGACAUAAUGGUAGUUCCACACUAGCUUCUCUAACUGGUGUGAGAUAUCAGCCUGGUAACGGAAUAAAUUAUGACAUGAGAUCAAGUCCUGAAGAGUUGCAGCACAAAGCACACUUCCAAAGUAUGCACAGAUUUUCUGCAUCUCGACCUACAGACCUACAGUUAAGUCCACCACCAGGGUCAUUUCAUUCCCUGGGGAACUCGUACAUCGAACCUUUUCAGCCUUCUUAUGGUGGUAGUGCUCCAGUACCUAUUGUGAACACCAGGCCAAACUUUGGUUGGUUUGGCUCUGGCAGUGCACCCUCACACUCAAGGACAUGCUUUACUGAUGAUUCAGAAUAUCUACAGCGCUCUUACUCAACAGAACUUCCAGAAGAAAACUUGAGUUUCCCACCAGCUAAACCCUUAUCUGGAAAUUUUGCAAAGUCUCUCUUAGAUUUAGUGGCAUGUGCUGGCCCAAGCAGUCUAAGUAAUAUUCCUACCAGCACUGAAUCAAAGAUGACUCUGAAUCAGAUGAAACAAAAACAGAAAGAAAGAAUGGGUGAAGGUAGUGUGGCUGGUUAUGGAAGCACCCCUCCUAGUUGUGCCAUGUCUCCAAUGACAACACCCCUCUCAUCACCUCUGUUAUAUCGACGUAUCUUCCAUCAAGGCACUGGUGUUUUACCACACCAUCCUGAUGUUGCUUCCUCUCCUAUGAAUUAUAACCAGUAUAUGGAUGCCAUACCACUGACAACAACAAAUUCAUCAUUCAUUUCAUCCAAUCAAGCUUUCAAUGCAAUGAAUACUCCUUAUCAUUAAAAUAUUAUUAAACCAUUGAUGUGCAAGAGAUUUUAGAAGAAUUAAAAAUGGUGCCUUUUGUUUCAUUAGAAUCUUAAUUUGAGGGUCAGUUUAAACACCAAAAUAGCAUUUGCUUGCUGUUGUGUGUUUAUUCGUUAGAAAACGUGUUUUGAUUUAUGUAAUAGUUUUAAUAUGAUGACUUUAUAUCAGUGUGGGAUUAAUAUUGGAUUGCUGCUGUUGAUGGAUGUAGCUUUUUGGUAUUAUUGUAUAAUUAUUUGUUAGUUCCUCAAAUUUUAAUCUAAUAACAGUUCUUAUUGUCACAUCUAGUUGAUUUAACAUUAUAUGUAAAAUAUUUUCAUAUAUAAAUGUUCAAAGUUGUAAUGAAAGUUUAAGCUGGAAACAGCACUGGAUAUACUAGAUCGUGAAAUUAAUUACUUUUUUUUUUGUAGCCUCCCUGGUUUGGAGGAAAGUCAUAUGAAACCUCAGAGUAUUGGACAACAAAAUAUUUUUUAUGUUCUUUCAUGGAAAAAAUUUUAAGUUUUAUUAUAUAUGUCAAAAUAGCUGAAAUGUUUAGAUAUAUGAAAUGUGUGUUAGAUACUUGAGAUAGUUUUUCUUUUGUAAGCAAGACUUCUUUUUGUUAUUUGUUAUGAAAUUUGUAUUUUAUUUCAUUGGACAUAAGUUCAUGAAAGAAUGUUUUAAAGUAUAAGAAUAGUUUUAUGUAAAGCUAGUAAAUAGUCAUUAAACGUAAACAACAAAAUUAUUUUUGGUCAACUUAAUUUGUUUGUUUACAGCUACUAACAUUGGUGUAAAGUGGGCCAUGGGACAAAUAAUGCUUUGCCUUCUCCCCAAUUAAAACUUUUUUUCCUUGUUUCAAAAUAUGUUCCUCUCAAUUCCAAUAGUCACAAUUUCGAAUAUCAAGAGGUAGAAGAAAUAUUUGUACAGAGGAGUAUGUAUUUAUCAGAAGUUGGGAAUUACACAUCUGUAAUACUAGCAAACUUAUCAGAGGGGCCGCUUUUUUAAAAUCAAUAACUAUAAAAAUGUAAAUUAAGGUUUGUUUUACUAAUUUUUUUUAGUGAAGUAGCAUUGACCUUGUUCUAUGGGAAAAUGAUGUGGAAGUGAUGAUCUGUACAAGUGUUGUAUUGGUAGUUAGAUACGUGUAAACAAAGAACAGCAGCAUAAUACCUUGAAUGAAAUACUGGAAGAUAAUUAUAUGUUUGAUGUAUAUUGUAUGAUCAAGUUGUGAAAGGUUCUUGGUCUGAUUCUGUGUUUUCAAACAAAAAUAGUCUUUUGUGUCCUGUGAUGUUAUCCUAGUAGAACACCUUUAAGAAUUUUUUUUAUAUGUGCUUUUCAAGUUAUCGUUAACACUGAUUUCUGUAGUACAUACUUGGAAGCACAUUACUCACAGAAAUGGCAUUAUAAAGUUUUCUAAAGUCUGAUGCAUAAUUAGAAGUUUCUCUUGGUACUUAUUUUAUGGUAAAGUUGAAGAUAAUUUAAUCUUACAAGUACAAACUACAGAUCAGGAAGUGUGUGUAGAAACUUGGCUGGAAUAUAGAAAUAGGAACCAGCUUGCUUGAAAACUGUACAAAAAAUAAGGUAUAUACUUUGUCACAGAAACUUUAAUAGGUCCUUUUUUUUCUCAGUCACAGUGUUCAUAAAUGUGCAAUUAUUUCCUGCUGUUUAUUGAAACUACUAGUUUCUAUUGCAAUGUUAGUUUGUUGAGCUUUUGAGCAAGUACCAUUUAUUGUACAGUGGUUUUAGUUUUAGUAAACUGAAAUACUUAAUGAUAUUUGUAGUACGUAAUCACUGCAAGGUUAAUAUUUGUCACUCUUGUCAUGCAAAAUAAUGCAAAGAUUCUGUAAGUUAUUUCUAUAUAGCAGAAAAGGGGGUACAAAUUAAUAAUUUUGUAAACAUUUUGUUGAUAUUGGCCACUUUCAGCUGUUUAUCUAAUUAUAUUGUAGUUAUUGCAGGUAUAUGAAAGUAUUGUAAAAAAAAAUGUUAGCUAGCAUGGGUAUGGGCAAUAAGUUGCAUGAGUGUAUGUACUUGUAUGGAUGCUGAAUUAGUGGGUAAAACUGAUGCUUUAUUCAUAAAAUGAUCCCAUUAAAUAUGUAUAUAUAUAUAUAAAUAUAAUAUAGUACCUUAAUCCCUUCAAUGGAAAUAUUAAAAAAAAGGCAAAAGCCUUUGUUUCAUUAAAAUUGGGUUUGCUCAAUAAAUAGUAUAUCUUCUCCUUA
Messenger RNA from Limulus polyphemus (Atlantic horseshoe crab), 11733 nucleotides. Its product is annotated as serine/threonine-protein kinase WNK1-like. Gene Ontology annotation, molecular function: ATP binding; protein serine/threonine kinase activity; potassium channel inhibitor activity. The transcript is spliced from 21 exons. Bases 218 to 9526 code for a protein of 3102 amino acids. Gene Ontology annotation, biological process: negative regulation of sodium ion transport; protein phosphorylation; positive regulation of potassium ion import across plasma membrane. Lineage: Eukaryota; Metazoa; Arthropoda; Merostomata; Xiphosura; Limulidae. The record is from RefSeq and is a predicted model, not a curated record. Gene Ontology annotation, cellular component: cytoplasm.